Molecule: messenger RNA, 2255 nt
Organism: Acomys russatus (golden spiny mouse)
Lineage: Eukaryota; Metazoa; Chordata; Mammalia; Rodentia; Muridae
Gene: Pabpc1l
Product: poly(A) binding protein cytoplasmic 1 like
Exons: 14
Coding region: 317-2140 (607 amino acids)
Cellular component (GO): ribonucleoprotein complex
Molecular function (GO): RNA binding
Source: RefSeq, a predicted model, not a curated record
GCUUCUUCUAAAGGACUCCAUCUAUGAUUCGCCUUGGCAGCUCUGCUCCAGGCCUCACUGGCCUGUGGGCCUUCCUCCUAUGAAAGGUGGGAGAUGCCAGCCACCUGUGCUUUUCCCAGCCUGAGGACUCCCAGGUGGGUGGGACUGGGAGCCGGGAUUGGCUUGCAGGCCCAGUAAAGGCAAGGGGCUGAUGCAGGCAGGCAGACAGGCAGGACUACUGGCAGAGCCCCACUGAGGCCACCACCACGAUUGUCAGGCCCCGGUGCCCUGUGAGCUGGGGCUGUUUGCUGACCAGCUUCUGAGUACCCUGUACACCAUGGACGCCGCCAGCGGCCAGGCCUGCUCGCUCUCCUCGCUCUAUGUGGGCGAUCUGCACCCCGACGUGACUGAAGCAAUGCUCUAUGAGAUGUUCUCCCCCCUCGGCACUAUUCUGUCCAUCCGCGUGUGUCGGGAUGUGGCCACCCGGCGCUCUUUGGGUUAUGCCUACAUCAACUUCCAGCAGCCUGCUGAUGCGGAGCGGGCACUUGACACAAUGAACUUUGAGAUGAUCAAAGGCCAGCCCAUCCGCAUCAUGUGGUCCCACCGAGACCCAGGGCUUCGAAAGUCUGGUAUGGGCAACAUCUUUAUCAAAAACUUGGAGAAUUCCAUUGACAACAAGGCUCUCUAUGACACCUUCUCCACCUUCGGGAGUAUCCUCUCUUCUAAGGUAGUAUAUAACGAACAUGGAUCGCGAGGUUUCGGCUUUGUGCAUUUUGAGACCCACGAGGCUGCCCAGAAGGCCAUCAACACCAUGAAUGGGAUGUUGCUAAACGACCGAAAAGUCUUCGUAGGCCACUUCAAGUCUCGACAGAAGCGGGAGGCAGAGCUGGGGGCUCGGGCCCUAGGGUUCACCAACAUCUAUGUGAAGAAUCUACACGUGGACACGGAUGAACAAGGCCUCCAGGACCUCUUCUCCCAGUUUGGAAAGACGCAGAGUGUGAAGGUGAUGAGAGACAUCAACGGCAAGUCCCGGGGCUUCGGCUUUGUCAAUUUUGAGAAGCAUGAGGAAGCCCAGAAGGCUGUGGACCACAUGAACGGGAAGGAGGUGAGCGGGCAGCAGCUGUAUGUAGGUCGGGCCCAGAAGCGGGCAGAGCGGCAGAGCGAGCUGAAGCGCAGGUUUGAGCAGAUGAAGCAGGAGAGGCAGAGCCGCUACCAGGGUGUGAACCUCUAUGUGAAGAACCUGGAUGACUCCAUUAACGAUGAGAGGCUGAGGGAAGUUUUCUCUACCUAUGGAGUGAUCACCAGUGCUAAGGUGAUGACAGAGAGUAGCCAUAGCAAGGGCUUUGGCUUUGUGUGCUUCUCCUCUCCAGAAGAGGCAACGAAGGCCGUGACGGAGAUGAACGGGCGCAUCGUGGGCACCAAGCCACUGUACGUGGCCCUGGCCCAGCGCAAAGAGGAGCGGAAGGCCAUCUUGACGAACCAGUAUAGGCGGCGCCUCUCUCGCCCUGUCUUGAGCUCCUUCCAGCAGCCUACCAGCUAUUUGCUACCUGCUGUACCCCAGUCUACAGCACAGGCUAUGUACUAUGGUUCUGGCUCUAUAGCUCCAAUACAACCCGAUCCCAGGUGGACUGCCCAGCCGCGUGGACCUUCGUCUACCUGCUCUCCAGCUGCCUCCGUGGUCCAGCCUCUAAGCUCGACGCAACACUCCUGUAUUCAUCUCAGCGGAGCCAGGCAGGCCUCCCAUCAGGUGCCUCAUGCGCAGAGAGUGGCCAACAUUGGUACCCAAACUACAGGGCCAGGUGGGGAUGGAUGCUCUAUUCCAGGCCAGCCUGUCUUGCCACACAGACGCUCCUCAGCUGUACACAAUGCUCAUGGGGUCCAGGAAUCGGCUGUCUAUGUGCCUGGCCAUCAGCCUCUGACUGUGUCCAUGCUGGCUGCCGCGCCCCUGCAUGAGCAAAAGCAGAUGAUUGGGGAGCGUCUCUACUCCCUCAUCCACGAUACCUGCGCCCCGCUGACUGGCAAGAUCACGGGCAUGCUGCUGGAGAUGGACAGCCUGGAGCUUCUGUUCUUGCUGGAAUCCCCAGAGUCCCUCCAUGCCAAGAUAGAAGAGGCAAUGGCGGUACUGCAGGCACAUCGGGACCUGGAGUCAGCAGAAGGCUAAAAGAACUGAACACGGUGGCUGCCUGGGGGUGGAGGGACCCACGACAGAGCAGCUGAGCUGCUCCCCUAAGACUGGAUAGAACCCAACAGAGGCCGGCAUUAAAAAGCUCACUGUG